UUUGAAUAAAGUAUAAAUUUAUACUUCUACGAUCUAAUACGUAUGUUUUGCAACAUAACUGAAAUAUAUGUUACGUGAAAUCUUACGUACAUAUACAUAUAGGUACAUACAUGAUAUACUAUACGUAGAGAAAACUGGUUAAUCGCUGCAAAUGAAAGGAAAAAGAAAGAGCAAGAAUUGAAAUACUUCAACUUUUCUGUACCGCAAUAAGAAAAACAAACGUCAAGAAAAUCUUGAUAAAAGUAUGUGUCAACUGGAUUGGUCUAUCAAGAGAAAUGCGGUAUGCGUUAACUUACGAUAGACUCGUACGUAACCGAAGAAAGAAAGUAUAUACGUUGAGUGAGCUUCAAAAUCGGCACUUUUUACACAAACGGAUCGUCAUGAUUGCGAAUUUAAAUCGGCGUGGUUUUCAAUUGGUUGAAAACUUGCUAAUCGUUGGUAUCCGUCGUAUAAAAGAUCGUGCUGUUCAAGGCCAUGCCUCAGAAAUCUUCUCAGAUUCAAAUCGUAACGUGUGCUUCUCAACCACCUGUUGCGCUUCUUCUAAACUCAGUAUGGAUGGAAUUUUGACAAAGAAUAUCUGGGAAACAGACCCAGAGCUUUUUGAUAUACUGAAAAAAGAGAAAAAGAGGCAGGAGUGUGGUCUUGAAAUGAUUGCCAGUGAAAACUUUACAUCUCUAAGUGUUCUUCAGUGCCUCGGCUCUUGUCCUCAUAAUAAAUACAGCGAAGGUUUACCUGGUCAAAGAUAUUACGGAGGGAACGAAUACAUCGAUGAAAUUGAAUUGUUGGCCCAGAAACGUGCUUUGGAAGCGUUCAAUUUAAACCCGGAGGAAUGGGGUUGCAACGUGCAGCCGUAUUCCGGAAGUCCAGCAAAUUUGGCUGUCUAUACAGGUUUACUCAACCCUCAUGAUCGCAUAAUGGGUUUAGACCUUCCUGAUGGAGGACAUCUCACACAUGGGUUCUUCACUCAGAAAAAGAGAAUCUCAGCGACGUCCAUAUUUUUUGAAUCUAUGCCAUAUAAAGUGAAUGUUGAAACCGGUCUAAUUGAUUAUGAUAAGCUGGCAGAGAACGCGAGAUUAUUUAAACCUAAGGUUAUAAUAGCGGGUGUAUCCUGUUAUAGUAAAUGUUUAGACUAUAAGCGAUUCAGGGAAAUAGCAGAUGAGAAUAAUGCUUAUCUAUUUAGUGAUAUGGCCCACAUAGCGGGAUUAGUCGCUGCUGGAUUAAUACCUAGCCCGUUUGAAUAUAGCGAUGUUGUAUCAACUACAACUCACAAAACUUUAAGAGGGCCUCGAGCUGGUCUCAUUUUCUUCCGCAAAGGAGUUAGAAGCAUUGGAAAAGAUGGUCAAAAAAUUAUGUACGACAUAGAGACUAGGAUCAAUGAAGCCGUGUUCCCAUCUUUACAGGGUGGACCCCACAAUAACGCGGUUGCAGGAAUCGCGACUGCAAUGAAACAGACUAAAUCGCCAGAAUUCAUCCAAUACCAGAAACAAGUUAUAGCCAAUGCAAAGAGAUUGUGCUCUAAAAUGCAAGAGCUCGGAUAUAAAAUUAGUGCAGGUGGUACUGAUGUUCAUAUGAUACUCGUAAACGUACGAGUUGCGGGCCAUACAGGAGCUAGAGCCGAAAAGAUUUUAGAGAGUAUUUCGAUUGCUUGUAAUAAGAAUACCGUGCCCGGUGACAAAAGUGCAUUGUUUUGUAGCGGCAUUAGGCUCGGAACUCCCGCGUUAACUACUCGCGGCUUAGUUGAGAAAGACAUGGAUAAAGUUGUUGAUUUCAUACACCGAGGACUGUUGCUUAGUAAAGAAGUCACUAAGAUUUCUGGCCCUAAAUUUGUGGACUUUAAAGAAGUGUUAAGUACUAAUGAAGAUAUAAAAGCAAAGGUUUCAGCUUUGAAGGAAGAGGUUGAGGCCUUCUCCAAGCAAUUUCCCAUUCCUGGUUUCAAAGAAUAUUGAACAUUUAUUUUUAUAUUACGUUCCACAUUAUACAUAUGCUUAUGCUACUAUCCGUACUUAUUUUUCAAUAUUAAAAGUCACGUUUAUUUGGUAAUCAAAUCAAUAUAUACAUAUAUGAAUCUCGUGUGAAAUACAUAUAUAUUUUUAUAUACUUUUUUUACAGAUAUAAAUUAGUUAAAAAAUGUUUUUAUUUAUAUUACGGGUAUAUUAAGAAGUUAAAUACAAGAAACGUUUGACUAAACGAACUACAAUAUUACAUUACUUACACGUAGUAUACGUAAUUACAUUAUAAACUUCGUACCCUUUAGCAAUUGUUUAAUGAACUUAUACAUUUAUUAUUGUGACUGAGUAUCAAUAAUAUUUUAUAUAUUUCCAUUAAGUUUUCCACUUGUAAAGACAGUUUGUACAAAUUACUGAACACAAAAUAAAGGUUUGUUGAAAUAUAAUUUUGUUUGUACAAACAUAAA
Molecule: messenger RNA, 2413 nt
Organism: Ceratina calcarata
Lineage: Eukaryota; Metazoa; Arthropoda; Insecta; Hymenoptera; Apidae
Gene: Shmt
Product: serine hydroxymethyl transferase
Exons: 7
Coding region: 276-1946 (556 amino acids)
Biological process (GO): tetrahydrofolate interconversion
Cellular component (GO): mitochondrion; cytoplasm; nucleus
Molecular function (GO): glycine hydroxymethyltransferase activity; pyridoxal phosphate binding
Source: RefSeq, a predicted model, not a curated record